Paramecium tetraurelia is the source of this 2385-nucleotide messenger RNA. RefSeq lists its product as uncharacterized. Gene Ontology annotation, molecular function: phosphatidylinositol binding. The record is from RefSeq and is a predicted model, not a curated record. NCBI's taxonomy places the organism in Eukaryota, Ciliophora, Oligohymenophorea, Peniculida, Parameciidae. Gene Ontology annotation, cellular component: intracellular membrane-bounded organelle. The transcript is spliced from 7 exons.
AUGAUAGUCAAACAUUACUCAAUCAAAAUCAACAAUCUAAUUGAGAAUGGCAAGGUCCAUUAUUAAAUCAUAGUAACCAGCUUCACCAACCCUGCAGAUACUAAAACAACUAUGAACAGAUAUUCAGAACUUAAAGACUUUCAUGAAUAAUUGAUUAAAAACAUCAACCUACUUAAACUCUAGUUAUAAUUGCCUGAAUUCCCAAAAAGGUCUCUCUUCUCCAAAACCAACAAGAAUCAAGAAAAGAUUAUACAAAGACAACAAGAAUUAGAACUCUAUUUCAAUCAACUUUUCAGCAUCGAUAAAAUUCUAAGCUUAGCACCUGUCCAAUUGUAUUUGCCCAUCGAAACACCUUUAAAUUAAUAAAUGAAAAUCAAUGUCUCAAUUGAAAGCUACACCGUUUAUGAUGAUGUCGUAAUCUACUCUAUGCGAUUUAAAAAUAGAAUCACAAAAGAAGAGUGGAUCUACAAGUAGAGAUACUCAGAAAUCAAGAAUAUUCACGAUGCAUUGGUUGAGUAGGGAUAUAAGGGCAAAUUACCUCCAUUUCCCACUCGCAAGCUUUUUGGUUAAACUAAUGAAAAUCCAGAGACUAUCGAAAAAAGAAGAGAAGAUCUAGAGGUCUAUCUUAAUGCUAUUUUUAGCACCCAAGAAAUCUACGACAAUGAGAUAAUCUAAUUUUUGAUUGCUGAUUCCAAAAAGUAUUUUGAAACCAAUAAAAAAUUGGAGGAAUAGAAAAAAAAUACAACUCAUCAAGUUACAUCUAUUCUACAUUUUGUAUAUUUAAUUUUUAUAAAUCAAUUUUAACUACUUAUGUAAGCAAGCAGCAGUGUUCAUUCAACCAAUCUUGAUAAAUAACCUAAAUACUCGCAAUUUGUAAAUGCCUAACUUUUUAGUGGCUAUCGAGUUCGUGGGAAGGAUCACUCUAAACAUUCCUUUAAUUAAUAACUGAGUCCAACAAAUGAUUAAAAAAUAGCAAACAAUUUAUCAGCGUCUCAAAGUUAUGUGAAUGCAAUGAAAGCAUUACAAGACAAGAUUAAAUACUUAGAAACAGAAAACUAAAAUCUACAAUCCCUAAUUGUAUAUCCAUUCAAUUACUAUUCACAGAGUUCUGGGGGAUUAAUUAAAUCAUUCGAGGUUAAACAAAGACAUGUAAGCGCUCAUUAAAAACCCAAUGAAAAUCAGUAAAUAAGAGAUGUGGAAUUAAAACUGGCUUAGGUGGAAGUUGAAAAAUAAUAAAUCAUAGAAGAGAGCGAAUAAAAAAUAUAAUAAUUGCAAGACAAUCUAAUGAACAUAGCUCAAUAAUCUGAUUAAAGAUAUAGAGAAUAAUUGGAAUAGAUACAACAAUUAUAGGAUUAAUUGGAAUUGCAAGGAGAAAACAACUAAAACUACAGGAUUAAAAUUAACUCGUAAACUCAAGCAAUUCAAUAAGAAAAAUUAAACAACAAUAACCUUGAAUUUAUUUUGGAUUAGGAAAAGAGGGAGACCAAAUUCUUAAUUGAAAAGAAUGAACAAUUGUAAGAGGAAAUGAGUAAAUUAAAAGAACAAUUCCUUGAGAUACGAACUUAUAUGAAUUGGUAUACAAAGUAAUAUGAUGAGAAGAAAUUUCAAAAAUUGCAGGAAGAAACUAUGAAAUAAAAAAAUUAGAUUCACGAAUUAACUAGUUAAGUGGAAUAGUAUAAGGAAUUAAAUUUAAAGUUACAAUUUGGUUUAGAUCAUAAAACACAAGAAUUGGAGAAAUCAGAAUUGAAGAGAGUUUAGAAAUUGUCAGAGUCUAAUAUCAAAAUUGAUUAACUGAAGCAAUAAUUAAAUAAUUUGUCUUCCAAUUCCAUAAUGCAUACUUAAAGUCCAAGAGAGACAUUUAAGAAAUGCAAAUAAAGUGCAGAGAUUGUUAAAAAAACAUAAAAUUUAAGGAACUAUAGAUAGCAGAAUAAUGAUAGCAAAUAACAAUUACUUGAAUAACCUUGCAAUUCAAUGUUUAAUAGUCCGUAAGAAUCAUAUAAAAUACAAUAAAAUGACUCUUAAAGCAGUGUUUUCAGCAGAUUGAUAGUAAAGACUCAAGAAGAGAACUUUCUCACUCAAUAGAAGAGUGAAGAUAGGAAUAAUAUUGGAAAUCUUAUCGAUGAAUAAAUUCAAACUAUUUAAUUAAGUGCAAAUAAAUAAGAGAAAUAUCUCCAAAUUUAACCUAGAAUCUAAGAACUGAAUGAUUAAUUGAAGAUUCUAAAUUAAAAAUAUGAAGAAAUUGAAAGUGCGAUUUCAUAAUUGACUGAUUUGAAAAUCAAAAGAGAAAAAAGACAACUUUUGCUUCAAAUAAUAGAUAAAAUACAAGACAUAAAUAAAGAAUUAAAUACUCUUGUAGCUAAACAAAAAGCUAGUUAGCAAUUUUGA